AUGCCUCGAGACCCGGAACCGGAACCGGUAGCGGGAGCGGCAGCGGCAGCGGCCGCACAUCAUAUGCCCCGUGACAGUUCCGACGGGUCACGGCAAGAUGGGAAACAGCAACAGCAGCAGCAACAGCAUAUCGCCGACGGCAAGGCCCACGACGAGUCCAACUCUACCCAGGACGAUGGCGAAUAUCCCACCGGGCUGCGCCUGGUGGCCCUGAUCGCGUCCAUCUUCGUGUCCAUUUUCCUCGUCUCUUUGGACCGUCUGAUCAUAUCCACCGCCAUACCCAAAAUCACCGACGAGUUCCACUCCCUGCAGGACGUCGGCUGGUAUGGCUCGGCCUAUAUGUUGACCACGUGUGCCUUCCAACUCCUGUUCGGCAAGAUAUAUACCUUCUAUCCUAUCAGGGUCGUAUUUAUGAUCAGCAUCGUCCUGUUCGAGGCUGGGUCCGCCAUCUGCGGCGCUGCACCCAGCUCUGUCGCCUUCAUCCUUGGUAGAGCCGUUCAAGGUGUAGGCUCGGCCGGUAUCUUUUCCGGCACCCUCGUCAGCAUCGUCUACGCCGUACCCCUCGCCAAGCGCCCGUUAUACCAGGGCAUGUUCGGUGCUGUAUUCGGUGUCUCUUCCAUACUUGGACCCCUGGUUGGCGGAGCCUUCACAUCGAACGUCACAUGGCGAUGCAUCAACAUUCCCUUUGGGGCCGUUGCCCUGUUGAUUAUAGGUUUCCUGCUCAAGGUGCCCGACAGGGAGGAAACGAAGCUUCCCUGGAAGUCGAAGCUCUCUCAGCUGGAUGCACCUGGAACAUCAGUCCUGGUCCCCGGCGUGGUCUGCCUCCUUCUCGCACUACAGUGGGGUGGUGUUACAUAUCCAUGGAGUAAUGGCCGCAUAGUAGCUCUGCUGACCCUCGCCGGCGUACUACUCAUCUCGUUCGUCCUUGUUCAGGCUUUCAUGCCCGAGACCGCAACCGUUCACCCACGCAUAUUCAAGCAGCGAUCUAUCAUUGCCGGUUUCUGGGCCACGGUCUGCAUUGGGUCGCAGCAGACGAUAUUUAUUUACUUCCUCCCCAUUUGGUUUCAGGCUGUCAUGGGGGUGUCCGCUGUCGACUCCGGCAUCCGCCUACUGCCUCUCACCUUGUCCAUGGUCGUUGCCUCAAUUGCGAAUGGGAACUUUGUCGCAAGGAUUGGCUACUACACACCAAGCAUGAUAAUCGGGUCGUGUCUGAUGAUUGUAGGGGCUGGUCUUCUGACAACACUCCAGCUCGACACGAGUAUGCCGAAAUGGAUUGGAUACCAGGUACUCUACGGUUUUGGACAGGGUAUGUGUUUCCAAGCACCGAAUCUGGCGGCGCAGACCGUCCUCCCCAAAAAGGAUGUACCGAUUGGGACAUCUUUGAUGUUCUUCAGCCAGAUCCUUGGCGGCGCCAUAUUCGUCUCGGUCGGACAGAACGUGCUUAACAACCAGCUUUUGCAGCGCCUGCGGGGUUUACCUGGAUUCGAGCCGUCUAUGAUUGAGCAAAAUGGCGCCACGACGUUGAGCAGCACCCUCCCGCCCGACCUACUCCAUCCCGUCUUGGUUCAGUACAACGAAGCGCUGCGCGAAGUGUUCCGAGUCGGCCUGAUACUGGCCUGUCUGGUCAUUAUCGGCGCGGUGUCUAUGGAGUUCAGAAGCGUCAAGAAGAAGCAGCCUGGCAGCACACAGGCCGGCGACAGCGAAAAGGGCGCCACGCGCGACGGAGACGACAGGCCUGACGCUGAUGGCGCAGCGAGGUCGGAUGGUGGCACGAUUGUCGAAGGAAGCAUGGACAUGGAGAAGAAAGAUGGAGCAGGCACAGUACCAGCACGGUGA
This is a messenger RNA of Anthostomella pinea, 1836 nucleotides long. NCBI's taxonomy places the organism in Eukaryota, Fungi, Ascomycota, Sordariomycetes, Xylariales, Xylariaceae. The record is from the annotation of a GenBank genome assembly.